Molecule: messenger RNA, 3243 nt
Organism: Rotaria socialis
Lineage: Eukaryota; Metazoa; Rotifera; Eurotatoria; Philodinida; Philodinidae
Source: the annotation of a GenBank genome assembly
AUGUCUAAGACGAAGAAAAUUCUACUUGAUAUUCUACUUCCCAACGGAUGUAUCAUCGUUGUAGAAUGCGAAGAGGAUAUAACAUUAGAUAAAAUAAAACAAAAUACAUUGGCUUGUAUUAAGCGACAAACACCAUUUAAUGAUUUAGUGCAUGAUCAAAAAAAUUACUAUCUAGAAUCAGUUACAUCAAGUGCACAAAUUAUUCCAUUAUAUGAUGAACAAAUUAAACUUAACGAAUUGAAUCUCUUUUAUGGAUAUUUGACUUUACGUGAACAUGAUGCUUUUCUUGAUGAAAAAGAUGAUUUAGCGUUGAUGAGUCUUCUACUCGGCUUUCCACUGGAUGAUUUUGCGAGCACAUUAGAACGUGAACCAUGCGAAGCUCGAUCAUUAUUAAAUCGUUUAGCUGAUAUGCUUGCGCAAGAAGCUGUGAAAGAGUUACAACGGAAUGGUUUGCACGAACAAAAUGUUUCCCACGAUGCCGAUGAUAAACAAUCUACUCUUGUCAAAUCACAAAACUUGUUAAAACAAUUCGGUCUAACUUCAGAUAUUCGACCUGUAUUUGUUCAAGUGCAAGAACGUCAUUCAACUUCUCCUAUAUGCUUUAAUUUAUCAAGUAGUUUAUAUUCUUCGCCUAUUGAUGUUGUUGCAAAUGUGAUCCUAUCGAAACUGUCUGUCAGCAAUCCAACAAUGGCAAAUGACGAAAGGAUGAAAAUUGUCAAAGAAUACAAAGCACGCUAUUGGUUGCAAGCAUUUGGAUGUGAAGAAAGACUUUUUGGUACUAAACCAUUGAUACAAUCACGCUACGUUCAAACAUGUCUUCGUCUUGAUAAACAGCUGUAUUUUAAAUUAAUUAAUAUUGAAAGUGCAACCGGCAAUGGUAAAAAACGGUGUUUAGUAAUGAUUCAUGAAGCAAUUAAACAAGAAGAAGAAAGAAAAAAACCACAAAAAUUCGGUGGUCGCAGCAAUGAAAUACGUCAAGUAUGGAACGAAAAAGAUAUAGCUUGUAGAUAUUUUUCUUUACGUAUUCUCUCUGGUCAAUUAAUUCCUGCUGGCGAAUUCGAUGAAGUUAAAAUUACCAUUGGAUUGUAUCAUGGUACACAACCCCUAUUUCCUGGUUCAAUAAUAGAAAGUCGUUCAGUUGAUACACUGAAUCCAGAUUGGCAACAGGAAAUAAAAUUUGAUAUCACACUAGUUAAUGUACCGCCGGCGAGUAAAUUAUGUUGUUCGAUACACUUUCAUCGACGACGAACAUCAUUAUUAGUUUCGGAUGAAUGGAUCUGUAUUGGAUGGGCGAAUCUCAAUGUAUUCAAUCACAAUAGUUGUCUUAUACAAGGACGACAAAAAGUACGAUUCUGGCCAACAGAAACGAAUAACGGCAAAAUGACUUCAUCAAUGUAUGGCUUCAAUGAAAGAGCUUUAGCGGGUAUAAAUCCGGAUCGAUCUUAUCCAACAGUAGAAAUAGAAUUUCCAAGUUAUAAAUAUCAAAUAGCAACGCUAUCACCGCGCAACGGUCUAGCCAUGCAAGCACAAACAAAAAACGAACAACUUUUACGUUCAUGUGCAUUUCAAGAUGAUUUGGAAGAAACUGGAGAAAAUCCUGUACAAUCAGAUUUCUAUGAUUGGCUUCGGUCAAUUGAAUUCGAAUUAACUGAACAAAGUCGAGUUGAACUUUGGGAUCGACGGUAUGAAUGUAUGCGCGUGCCAGAAUCAUUGCCGCGUUGGCUUCGAUGUGUUAAAUGGAACAAUCGUGAUGAUGUUCUUGAAGCCUAUAAAAUUGUCGAAAAUUGGCCCACGAAAAAUGUCGAUCCACUGAUGACUGCACUUGAAUUAUUAGAUGUCGAUUAUCCUGAUCCGUUUGUUCGAUUUUCAGCUGUUCGUCUUCUUGAUACACGUAUUGAUGAUGAUCGACUUCUGCCUGUUAUAUUACAAAUUGUACAAGCUGUCAAAAAUGAGCCAUAUCAUGAUAGUGCUUUAGCAAGAUUUCUACUGAAACGCUCAUUAUUAAAUCAACAAGUUGGACAUUAUUUCUAUUGGCAUUCAAGAGCUGAAUUAAAAAACCCACAAUUUAAAGUACGCUAUGGUCUUCUCUUAGAGGCAUACUUACGUUAUUGUGGUGAAUAUGCUGAAGAUCUUGGGCGACAAGUACGCUCUGUAGAUAAAAUGAUAUAUAUUGCUGAAAUUAUACAAAAUAGUACGCACGAUGAAUUAUACAAUCAAAAAGGUUAUCUUGCUCACAUACUUACACGAGAAGGAUACGCUCAAAAUCUCCAAUACUUUCGAUCACCGGUUGAUUAUAAUGCUGAACUUGGUUUGCUUGUUCUUGACCAUUGUCGAAUCAUGUCAUCAGCCCGACGUCCAUUAUGGUUACGAUGGACAAAUGGAUCUGAAUAUGCUGAACACUUUUUCCCGACAUUUGACCUUAUUUUUAAAAAUGGAGACGAUCUCCGACAAGAUAUGUUAGCGUUGCAAUUUAUUCAAAUGAUUGAUAUUAUAUGGAAAGCUGAUGGGCUUGAUUUAAGUCUUUUGCCAUAUGGAUGUUUGGCUACAGAUUAUUGUUCUGGUUUGAUUGAAGUUGUAAAAAAUGCAAAAACAAUCAUGAAUAUACAAAAAUUAGGAGGUUUAAAAGGACAAUUUCAAUUCGAUGCUAGCGCACUCUAUCGAUGGAUUGCCAAAAAUAAUCCCGGUCCUGAGAAAUUGAAAAGUGCCAUUGAUUUAUUCACAAGAUCAUGCGCCGGCUAUUGUGUUAUAACCUAUGUGCUUGGUGUUGCAGAUCGUCAUCCGGAUAAUAUUAUGGUUAAUGAACGUGGCCAAUUAUUUCAUAUUGACUUUGGUCAUAUAUUGGGAAAUUUUAAAAUGAAAUAUGGAAUCCGUCGUGAACGUACCCUUUUAGUACUUAUUGAUGAUUUUGUUCGAGUUAUUACAAACAAUAAUACAGACAAAAACCCAAUUGAAACACGCGAAUUUAAAAACUUUAAAAAGUUAUGUAUCAAAGGCUAUCGAAUACUUCGUCGCCAAUAUCGUCAAAUUGUUUGUUUAUUUAAAUUAAUGAUGAAUUGUGAUUUAACAGAACUAAAUAGUGAAGCUGAUAUGGCGUAUCUUCGACAAACAUUUGCUAUUGACAUCGGAGCUAAUGAACAAGAAGCAUGCGAUCGAUUUGAACAAAUCUUACUUGACUCAUAUCGAUCAAGCGUUAAAACGCGUGUCGAUUGGGUUUUUCAUGCACUUAAUCAUAUUAAAUCCUGA